AAACCCUCGCGGCCGCCCCAAUCCCCCGGCCCGGCGUCCACCGGCCCUACGCGCUGCGCCGCCGCCCCCGCCUCUUCCGGCUGCCGCUGCCCCCGCUUCCUUCCGGCGCCCCGUCGGGCCGCCUCCUCCGCCGCGCCGCGGACCCGCCUCCUCCUGGUGGACCCCCCCCCGCACAGCGAGCUGGAAGUUCGGAGCGCCACCACCGCUCCCUUCUCCGGCGACCCCUCCCGCACGGCGAGCCGGAUGCAGUUGAUCCCCGGGGCUUGGGCUGUUCACCCCAUCCGGCGAGCAUGGCCGUCUCCUGCCACCCCCAAUAGAUGCGACCCCGCGGGUCCGAUGGAGGCUCUCGCCGGGGAGGCGGUGCUGCUCCGGCAAGCUCCUUCUUCCUCGAGCACGACCGUCUCCAGACGCCUUCAAACAGCCGCGACCCGCCCGAUUCGACGGAUGCUAACGCGUGGGAGCGGUGCUACUCUGGUGGUCUCCUUCGUCCUCGAGUGCGGCACGUCGACAACAACCUCCUUGUUGUCGUUCCCUCCUUCAUCCCCGAGCACAACUCCGACGAGCCUGUCGACAGGUUGUUGGCUAGCUGAAGAUCCAAGAGCCAUCUUUCUUAUUGGCAGUGGACGCAAUAGUGGGCACAGUGGUGGCGUUCAUGCAGCCGCCCACGCGGUCAGAACAUGAAGAGUUGGUCGAACACAAAAAUGUUACCGUCGUAGAGGCCCUGUAGGUCUCUCCAUUCAGUGCCUCUUGUGAAGUGACUUCACAAAUUUUAUCUUGUAUAAAGUGAUUCUGAACCUGUGGAACUGGUGAUCACAUAUCUAUAUCCCCCAAGCAGCUGUGCGGUGUGGGUGCUCAAUUUGGCUACAAAUUUUGCUAUAAUUUCUGAAGUGUUUCUGUGUUGUUGCUAUGCGGUGAAUUGUGGCAGUUUCGACGUUGACUACAGUUAACAUAUAGUAGAAAAACACUUUCUUUGUAGCGUAUGUGUUCCACUGAGAAAGCAAAAGAGUUGGGUUCAGUCUGAAAAAGUACGUCAGUUCAUUCACCAUAUUGUGUUACCUCUGAACCAGAGAGUAAAUCACACAAAUAUAGCUCCUUUACUCUGCAGGUACGAACUUGACCGGCUUACCUUGCUCUAUUAUUGUUUGUUUCUGGACAAGUAACUCACCCAGUAUGCUUCCUUUUGAGACUAAUCAACUUCUUUUGAUAAUUCUUGGACAGGUUUGUCAUACAUUCAACAUUGGUGGCUUUUGUGCUAUUCUGCUUGAGAAAAAUGAUAUUUGGGGAACUUCGCUAGUAGUAGACACAGAGUGUGCUUUUAAAUACCUACAGAGCAUCAUGUCAUUUAUAAUUGUUUGAAAUGCUAUGCAUAUCCGUUAUGGCGGCAAAAAUACGCAUGGAUGACUAGCAGAAGUUCAUAAAGAGUUGUCAUAUUAAUCUUGAGAGUUCAGAUAAUUGUAUUUUGGGCAGCUGGAAUAUGAUGGCUCAAGCUUGUAAAAGGAUAUUCAGAAGUUCAAAGU
This is a messenger RNA of Triticum dicoccoides, 1517 nucleotides long. RefSeq lists its product as uncharacterized. The transcript is spliced from 2 exons. The coding region runs from base 244 to 681 and encodes 145 amino acids. Lineage: Eukaryota; Viridiplantae; Streptophyta; Magnoliopsida; Poales; Poaceae. The record is from RefSeq and is a predicted model, not a curated record.